CAUCAUCACCGGCCGGGGCUCGCUCAGUUUAAUUCUUUUUCCUUUGUGGCAUGGGUAACAACCCUUAUUGGAGAGGAGUAGCUACAUUCUCUUCCCAUCAUGGAUUCCCAUAAGGAGGAGGAGGAGGGUCAAAAUACCGUUUGGAAGGAGCGAGCGUUCACUUCGAUCAUUGGAGCUGGUGAACCUGAUGGAGGGAUAGGAUGUUGUGGAAUGAUCUUAACGUUUUUCUCAUGGAUUGUUCUCAUCUGUACUGUGCCCUUUUCACUCUUUGUCUGCAUAAAGGUUGUUCAAGAGUAUGAGAGAGCGGUUAUUUUUAGAUUGGGUCGGCUACUCGCUGGAGGUGCUAAAGGCCCAGGUAUUUUCUUGAUCCUGCCUUGCAUUGAGAGCUACACUAAGGUGGAUCUCAGAACUGUUUCAUUUGAUGUACCCCCUCAAGAGAUUCUCACCAAAGACAGCGUGACGGUGUCUGUGGACGCGGUCGUCUACUACCGAGUCCAGAACGCCACCAUCAGCAUCGCCAAUGUGGAGGACGCCAAUGCCUCGACCCGCCUCCUGGCCCAGACCACCCUGCGGAACGUGCUCGGAACCAAGAACCUAUCAGAGAUCCUCUCAGACCGGGAGGGUAUCAGCCAUUAUAUGCAGUCAAGUUUGGAUGAGGCGACAGAUCCUUGGGGUAUCAAAGUCGAACGUGUUGAAAUUAAAGAUGUUCGUCUACCUGUUCAGUUACAGAGAGCUAUGGCUGCAGAGGCUGAAGCUGCCAGGGAAGCAAGAGCAAAGGUAAUAGCAGCAGAGGGAGAACAGAACGCCUCGCGAGCCCUGAAGGAAGCUGCUGAUACCAUCUCAGAAUCCCCUACCGCUCUCCAGCUUAGAUACCUUCAGACCCUCAACACUAUCUCAGCCGAGAAGAACUCAACAAUCAUCUUUCCUCUGCCAAUUGAUCUUCUAAAGAGCCUUCAGAGACGGAAAUAGGGGACACUUUGCAUCUUUCGGCCAAACUUUCAUUUCUGUCAUAGUGUCAUGAAGAAGUGGUAAUGCAUAGGAGACAUUGGAUUGCAUUGCUAGAUCUCAAGGCCCAGCAUUUUUUCUACGAUAGGAGACCACCCCCCCCCCUCCCCCUCCUCAAAAUGGCAAUGGUAUUUUAAUCCCAUUCUGUGUUUAACCAAUCAACCAGUGUAUUGUUCUACAUGAUGUAUAAAACUGAAGUAGAAUAGAACAUAAAGCUGGAAAUAAACAAGGAAUGCGAUGUCAAGAUGUUAUCUAAAGUUUUAGCAGAAUUUUCAACAAAAAAUUAUUUCACUUUUUAAUUAGAUUCUUGUGCAAAGUAGGUGCUUAAUAUUCGUGCAAUAGUGGUAUUUUUCUAGAUGCUAAAAUGUUCCUCUGACAGCUGAUAUUUAUUAAAGAAGUUAAUAUUUUGUUUGCCAAAGUUAUCCAGUUUUAAUUUUGAUAAAUACAAAACAUCUGUUUGAAAAUGGAUGAGAAAAAUUUCUAGGUAUGCGAAUAUAGUUCUUAAACUACUGGCAAAUGAAAUAAUUUUGCAUAGAAAUAUUAUUUAAGAAAUAUUUAAAACAAGAAAUUAGAUUAAAAGGUAGCAUGCUCCUGUACAUGGAAAUGUGCAAAUUCGAUGUUGGACAUGCAAAUGGAAAGAGCUCUUUUUGAGAAUAACAUGACCAAAAUUCAUUGAAUGUUUUUUGUUCAAAUUAACCCUUCAUGAUUAUUUUUUAACAUUGUAAUGUAUAAUAUUAUUAAGUUGUACUUGUAUUGUUUGUGAUGUUGUUAUUUUCUGCAUGAUAGCAAUGAUGAAUAUGUGAUUUUCACACUGUUAUUGUCAUUUUGAAUUAUUAUUGUGU
Messenger RNA from Strongylocentrotus purpuratus (purple sea urchin), 1847 nucleotides. RefSeq names its product band 7 protein AGAP004871-like. The transcript is spliced from 10 exons. The coding region runs from base 100 to 969 and encodes 289 amino acids. NCBI's taxonomy places the organism in Eukaryota, Metazoa, Echinodermata, Echinoidea, Camarodonta, Strongylocentrotidae. The record is from RefSeq and is a predicted model, not a curated record. Gene Ontology annotation, cellular component: plasma membrane.